CCAAAAGGUUGCCGUGUUUGGAUGACUUUAUCAUCUUGGCAGUUGAAAGAUCAUAUGACAUUUUCUCUCGCAGGCUUUGCUUUGUUCACAGACCACUCACGGUCAACUGUGUCCAUUUCCCCUACCUACAACCAGCCUCUUGAAUCUACCUCUACUUCACAGCCCCAGGGGUAAGAUCAUAAGUCGAUUCCCCAUCGACAAGAGGUUUUCUUGGCUGAACUUGGAAAGUCUGGCAUCAGACCAUAGAGGUACGAUACUACUAAUCACGAGCGAGGAGCAACGCCCGUGACAUCGCCAUCGCCCCUCCCCCUCCCUGUGUUCUCCGUGCUUCUCCGGUUCCCAACCACCAACAUCCAGCUGAUCCGGGUGGCCGGCACCGAACCGGUUGAAGUUCGAAUGACUAUUAGUGUGUCAGUCUAACCUUCAGUAUUGUCCAUUGCAUCGGUCUAAAACGCUUUUCGACUUUGCCUCUUCAUCAGCCAGAAACGAGAUACACAUUGAUCCCAUCAACAUGUCCAAGUCACCUCAUGUUUCCCCCGACGUUAGGUCGUCCCCACCAGACCUCCUCCCCCCACCCUCCUACACCGAAGCCAUCACGUCCCCCUCCGGCCCCUCUGGCCCCUCCCGAUACGACACAACCUCCGUGCCGAUUCCCACUCGGACAGGCGAAUCCCCCCUAACCACUCACCUUCGCACCAUUCCUUCUCGCCUCCGCUCCGCCCAACACUCGCACUCGACGGCUCAGUCCUCUCGCGACGCUUUUCUCGUAGCACAAUGCGUACCGUAUAUCGAGUGGUUUAUCGAAGACGUUGUAAACAUGCCCAAGACGCCCAAGGUGGCCGAGUUGGUGCUGGUGCCGACGGAGGGGUUACCUGGGGUGGAGUCUUCGGAAGGAGCGACCUCUACGGGGAAAGAGCUGGCUAGGAAGAGGGCGGAGAGGGAUGAUAAGGGGUGGGAGUUGGUCGGGGCGAAGGAGCGAAGGGAGGAGGGGGAGGUGGUGAAGGUUGUUUGUGUGUCUGCGGCUCCUGACCAGGGAAGGCAAGUGACGGACGAAAAGGGGAGGACGGUGGACCGGAAGCGCGCGGGGGAGGAUUCAGGCUCAGGUUCGGCACCGGCCCGGCCGGGUGAUUACACCUUCGGAGAGUGGGGCAGAUUCGAGACCGAAACAUCACCCUCCUCUUCUCGCUCUCAGUUCGGACCCGAGGAAGCAUGGAACUGGUUUGCUACCCCCACUCUCGCCCGCCGAAUCGCCUCGCUACUACGUCCCGAACCGACUCUUGCCCGCAAAACCAUCCAAGCAGCCGUCGAGUCACCCAAAUCCCCAACCUCCCCUUCCCCCAAGAAGUCUGGUUUCGGUAGUUUCUUCCGGAGAACUUCGAAGUCUGAGCCGCAGACACCGACACCGACGGAGCGGCUCCUAACACCUGUUAGGGACGGUGCAAUGCUAGAGCAAGAUAGGAUUACUAUGACGGUUAGGGCGGAGGAAGUCACGUUUAGGAGGGAGAAUGAGUUUGGGUUAUGGGAGAGCGUAGGGGGCUGGGGUGUUGUUGUUUCCAUCAAAGUGGGAAGGCUGUAAAUUUGGCCCUGUCAACCUCGAGGUUCAUGGCCAAUAUAGAUGGCUGCCUGGUAACUGGAUGGAACGUGGCUAUUUUGCGAACAUACGUAUUGGGAAUGAUGACUAGUUGCAACAGAUGUGCGCACAAGGACAUCAAGUACAAUGUGUAAGAGUAAAGAGGUAGUAACACUUUGUCGGUACGGAGACCUUGCAAGAUUCGUAGAAGUAGCCACACUUAGCUGUAAUAUAAAGUACUAUACCUGUGUAAACUCA
This is a messenger RNA of Neurospora crassa OR74A, 1828 nucleotides long. RefSeq lists its product as hypothetical. Bases 512 to 1576 code for a protein of 354 amino acids. Lineage: Eukaryota; Fungi; Ascomycota; Sordariomycetes; Sordariales; Sordariaceae. The transcript has a single exon. The record is from RefSeq and is a predicted model, not a curated record.